Molecule: messenger RNA, 1893 nt
Organism: Papilio machaon (common yellow swallowtail)
Lineage: Eukaryota; Metazoa; Arthropoda; Insecta; Lepidoptera; Papilionidae
Product: succinate dehydrogenase [ubiquinone] flavoprotein subunit, mitochondrial
Exons: 12
Coding region: 1-1893 (630 amino acids)
Biological process (GO): mitochondrial electron transport, succinate to ubiquinone; tricarboxylic acid cycle
Molecular function (GO): succinate dehydrogenase (quinone) activity; flavin adenine dinucleotide binding; electron transfer activity
Source: RefSeq, a predicted model, not a curated record
AUGACCUACAGUUCUCCUAACUAUCCCCUCGUAAUGAGAGUUAUUAGAUUGCAAAGUCGAAACAAGGCGUAUGAGAUUCAGCAUCAUCAGCACGACUGCCUGGUGAUAGGAGCGGGCGGGGCCGGCCUGCGCGCCUCGUUUGGCCUAGCGCAGCACAACUUAUCAGUGGCCCUCGUAUCUAAGUUGUUCCCCACCAGGUCGCACACCAUUGCCGCUCAAGGUGGCAUGAACGCUGCCAUAGGCAGUAUGCAUGAAGACGAUUGGAGAUGGCACUUCUACGACACAGUGAAAGGCUCAGAUUGGCUCGGUGAUCAGGAUUCAAUCCAUUAUCUCACCCGCGAAGCGCCAAACCGGGUCUUUGAAUUGGAAAACAUGGGAAUGCCUUUCUCUCGUACCAAGGAUGGAAAAAUUUACCAGCGACCCUUCGGUGGCGGAACUAUAAAAAAUGGAAAAGAAACGGCAAAAAGAACAUGUGCAGUAGCUGAUAGAACGGGUCAUUCUCUCCUUCACACGGUUUAUGGAUAUUGCACAAAGUUCGAGCACGUCGACUUCUUCCACGAGUACUUUGUACUUGACAUUCUCUGUCAGGAUGGCGCCGUAGUCGGUGCGCUCGCUAUGAACAUGGACGAUAGUACAUUGCACAGAUUCCAGGCAAAGAACACUGUGAUCACAACUGGAGGGUACCCGCGAAUGUACUUCUCGUGCACGGCGGCGCACACAUGCACAGGCGACGGCUGCGCGAUGGCCUCCAGAGCUGGUAUACCACUGCAGGAUAUGGAGUUUAUACAAUUCCAUCCUACUGGUAUGUACGGUUCUGGUUGCCUGAUGACUGAGGGUUGUCGUGGAGAAGGUGGCUUCAUCGUGAACAACAAGGGCGAGCGGUUCAUGGAGAAGUAUGCGCCGAAAGCUAAAGACCUCGCCAGUAGGGAUGUUGUGUCUAGAUCAAUGGCCACAGAAAUUCGACAAGGUCGCGGUGUUGGACCUAAGAAAGACCAUCUUUACCUCCAACUGCAUCACUUACCAGCCGAGGUGAUCAGAGAUCGUUUGCCCGGUAUCUCGGAGACUGCCUACAUAUUCACCGGAGUGGACGUGUACACACAACCUGUACCUAUUCUACCGACUGUGCAUUACACUAUGGGAGGUAUACCUAUCAACUACAAAGGAGAGGCUCUUAUUUACCAAGGCUCUGAUUGUCCUAUCCCCGGACUUCACGCUGCGGGCGAAGCGGUCAGCAAUUGUCACGGAGCCAACCGCCUCGGCGCCAACUCUAUCCUAGAUGUCGUCGUCUUCGGAGCUGCCAUUGGUCAUAACAUUGGCAGCAAGUUUAAGCCCGGAGAAAAGCAACCGCAACUCAGAGAUAAUAUCUGCGACGCAUCACUGGAUAACCUUGACAAGGUUAGAAACUCAAAGGGCUGCGUGGCACCGCACGAACUGCGCGCCUCUAUGAGGAACACCAUGCAGCAUAAGUGUGGCGUAUUCAGAGAGGCCAAAUUGCUGAAUGAAGGUAACACUGAAAUACAAAAGUGGUACAGGGCUUUCGAUCAAAUCAACGUGACCGAUCAGCGAACGAACUGGAAUACAGAUCUUAUAGAAACUCUGGAGCUUCAGAACAUGCUGCAGGCUGCUAUCCAGGUCGUUGCCUGCGCUCUCAAUAGAACAGAGAGCCGCGGUGCUCAUUUCAGGGAUGACUUCCCUAAACGCAUUGAUGAGAUGGAUUACAGCAAGUCAACUGAAGGCCAGACACCUAAGCCAAUUGAGCAACAUUGGAGGAAACAUAGCCUUUCAAUUCCCGACCUGGCUACUGGCAAAGUACACAUCUCGUAUCGUCCAGUUAUCGACAAGACUUUAGAUGAUGAGGUUAAAACCAUUCCACCAGUGCCAAGAGUUUAUUAA